Messenger RNA from Temnothorax curvispinosus, 534 nucleotides. RefSeq lists its product as uncharacterized. NCBI's taxonomy places the organism in Eukaryota, Metazoa, Arthropoda, Insecta, Hymenoptera, Formicidae. The coding region runs from base 133 to 534 and encodes 133 amino acids. The record is from RefSeq and is a predicted model, not a curated record. The transcript has a single exon.
AACGGGAUCGGGGUAGACGCGCGGAUGCGACGCGCGAGCGACCUGCAAAGCUGACAGUUCGCCGCUAGCUAGUGAGAGACAGAGAAAGUGAGGGAGAGAGAAAGAGAGAGAAUUAGAGAGAGAGAGAGAACCAUGGGCAACUGUUUGAAGCGCACCGCUGGUAACCAACUGGACAAUACCACCCUCCUGAGCAACAAUCCCGAGCCCAACGUGUCCGCGAGCGGAUCCUCGCAGGAGGGCCUCGGGCCGCCGAUCCCCUACAACCAAGCGGCUCAUUACCAGUCGAUCGCCACGAGGGAACGUCAUUUGCAGUCCACCAACUUGAACAUCGGCCAUGGGAUUGGAGUCAAUCUGGUGCAGAGCACCGGCUCGGCCGGCUUGAGCGAGGAGGAGCAACAAGUGAGGAUUGCGAAGCGUAUAACGGCAAAAUGCCACGGAGCAUUGCCUACCGGUCGACGGAGCCAUGGCCUGGCCAGCCUGGCCGUCGUACACUGGCACCAGAGUCGCGACCCGGUCAGCCGGACUCGAGAAUAG